AUGAGCUCGCCGCGGUCGUCGGCGUCGUCAGAGGAGUCCCUCCGCGCGCUAGAAUAUGCGCAGGGGCCAGAAAGAGGACAUCGCGGGCGGUCGUACUCUAUCAGCGGCUUCGAGUUCGCGGAGAACUUGCUCCCGCUGACGGCAAGCGUGUCCGCUCCCGAAACGCUUCCAGGAGGCGACCAGCAUGAGAAGAACAUAGGGCUGAUCAAUGGCAUUGCGCUCAUCGUCGGACUUCAGAUCGGCUCAGGUAUAUUCUCGUCACCCGGAGUUGUGAUAGCGAACACGAACUCAGUGGGAGCUAGUUUGCUCGUAUGGCUUGCGUCCGGUAUACUAGCAUGGACGGGUGCGAGCUCCUUUGCGGAGCUUGGCUCCGCUAUCCCGCAAAAUGGUGGCGCGCAGGCUUACCUUUCUUACGCGUACGGCCCUCUCAUGGCCUACCUAUUCGCCUGGUCUGCUAUAAUCGCGCUGAAGCCUGGCGGCAAUGCCGUCAUCUCACUCAUCUUCGCGGAGUAUCUCAAUCGCCUGUUCUUCCACGCAACGCGCGCGCAAGCUGACCCCGAUGCAAUCCCACAAUGGGCUAUCAAGCUUACCGCGCUGAUCGCUGUAUUCGUCGUCACCUUACUCUCUGUCGGAACUCGCCAGCUGGGGACGCGUGCGGCCGUUGUAUUCACGACGGUCAAGGUCGCUGCACUCAUUGCAGUCACUGUCAUCGGCAUCGUGCAGUUGGCGAGAGGUUCGGCCUCAUCAGCAUUCCAGCGGCCUCUCUUUGAAGGUGCAAGUCAUAGCCCGGCUGCGUACUCGCUCGCAUUGUACUCCGGGCUUUGGGCAUUUGACGGUUGGGAUCAGGCAAACUACGUCGGUGGCGAGAUACACAAUCCAGCUCGUAACAUACCACGCGCGAUACAUUCGAGUAUGACCCUGGUCAUCUUGCUUUUCUUGCUCGCGAAUGUGUCCUACUUCGUUGUGCUCGAUGCUGAGACAGUCGGUCGUAGCAAUACUGUGGCGAUGGACUUCGGUCGCGCUGUAAUGGGUCCUGCAGGCGGCGCUAUCUUCGCGGCCAUGGUCGCCAUCAGUUGCUUUGGCGCACUGAACGGCUCCUUCUUCACUUCCUCACGUCUUGUAUAUGCAGCCGGCCGCGAGGGAUACCUUCCGGCACUCUUCGGGCGCCUGCACUCGAGCCGAGGCACGCCCAUCAAUGCAGCCCUCCUACAAGCAGCGCUUACCGGACUCUUCAUCGUCGUUGGCGGUGGCUUCAGAAGCAUGGUCAACUUCUCUGUCGUAGCGAGUUGGGCAUUCUACUUCUUGACCGUCCUCGGCUUGGUCAUACUGCGCGUGAAGGAACCGAUGCUCGAGAGACCCUACAAGACAUUCCUGAUAACGCCGCUCGUGUUCUGCGCCGUAGCAUUGUUCUUAUUAUGCAUGCCAGUCAUUGCAGCGCCAUUAGAAGCCGGCGCGGUGCUGGCCUUCGUACUUGCGGGGAUCCCUGUAUACUACAUCACAGGACGCGCAAGAGAAACACCAAGGAUAUUCUCAAUAAUAGCAGCCAGCGCACCAGCGCAAUGGCUAGCUGCCCGACCACCCAUAUCCUGGAUAGCCUCCCGAUUGGGCGGCGGGCAUGGCGUCGGGCACGGGUGGGAGACGCUGGCGACGGAAGAGCCAGAGCCAGUAGAGAUGACGGAGGGAAGGACACAUGGGCGAUAG
Molecule: messenger RNA, 1701 nt
Organism: Schizophyllum commune H4-8
Lineage: Eukaryota; Fungi; Basidiomycota; Agaricomycetes; Agaricales; Schizophyllaceae
Product: amino acid transporter
Exons: 14
Coding region: 1-1701 (566 amino acids)
Biological process (GO): amino acid transmembrane transport
Cellular component (GO): membrane
Molecular function (GO): L-amino acid transmembrane transporter activity
Source: RefSeq, a predicted model, not a curated record